Messenger RNA from Lineus longissimus, 2499 nucleotides. RefSeq names its product caspase-3-like. The coding region runs from base 107 to 1018 and encodes 303 amino acids. The record is from RefSeq and is a predicted model, not a curated record. Lineage: Eukaryota; Metazoa; Nemertea; Pilidiophora; Heteronemertea; Lineidae. The transcript is spliced from 6 exons. Gene Ontology annotation, cellular component: cytoplasm. Gene Ontology annotation, biological process: apoptotic process; positive regulation of neuron apoptotic process; proteolysis.
AGGAAACUCACUGUGUGAGCAGGUUUUACUUCCGGGUUGUCGCAAAAUCCAAGCAAAUUCCCCAAGUUAGUCUCGAUAUUUUCUCAUCGAUCGAAAGCAAGUCAACAUGGAAGGAAAGAAAGUUACUGUUGAUGCCCAAAAGCAUCUUGAAGCGAAAGAGGUCCCAAAGAGAAAAGUUGAUCCUCUGGUUCACAAUUUGAACAUCAAUUAUGACUUCUCCCAUCCUCGGCGAGGAUUGGCUGUUGUAAUCAACAUGAGGUACUUUGAUUUCCGUUCCACUCACCAGAAAGAGAGAGAGGGCACAGAUGAGGAUGCACAGGCUAUUGUCGAGAGGCUGCUGAGGCUAGGUUUUGACGUGAGAAGAUAUGAUGAUCUGACACGAAGGGAUAUAAGUCUUCUCAUGGAUGAUUUGGCCAAAGAAGACCACUCAGAUGCCGACUGCUUUGUUUGUGUGUUCCUAAGCCAUGGUAAAGAAGGCCGUGUAUAUGCCUAUGAUGGAACCGUCUACAUUGAGACCUUACUCGCUAAUUUCAAGGGAGAUGUUUGUCCAGCUUUAGCUGGGAAACCAAAGUUGUUUUUCAUACAGGCGUGCCGUGGUUCUAGGUUCAUGCAUGGUGUGGUAGUUGCCGAUAGCUAUGAAGAUGGAGAAGACGUUACAGAUGCUGCAGCUGAGACGACACGGAAUAUUCCAACGGAAGCCGACUUCUUGAUUUCUUACUCAACAGUUCCUGGUUACUUCUCGUGGAGAAACAACGAGGACGGGUCAUGGUUCAUUCAAGCUCUCUGCCGAGUGAUCGACGAUGUUGGAACUACUGCGGAACUUAUGCAGAUGAUGACAUAUGUGAAUCGUAUCGUUGCUUAUGAGUUUGCGUCAUGCACCGACCACGAGUGGACCGACAACAUGAAACAGAUUCCAGCCAUUGAAACACGACUCACCAAAUUUGUCUACUUCCAUCCCAAGAAGGUGACGAGCAAUUCAUUGGAGCAUUAUCCGUCUAGGUUUUUCCCAAGGUCUUAGCUAUUUGGAUGCAUUAGCAGCCGCUUUCAUCUAAGAUUUGAGACAGGCUGUUUGAAAACUGCCAUAGCUUGAUAAGGCUGUAGGGCUGCUGCACACAUUCCUCAGAUAAAGCUUUUUUCUGUAUGCUUGCGCAAAGAUUUCCACAUUUAGAAAUACGUGUAGUUUCAAUCUCAACAGCUGAAGUUUGAAUACAUGAUUAUUUUCAAUUACAAAAACAUAUAGAAAUAAGGCCAUUGAUUUUUAGUUCUAACAGUCUCUAAAAAGAGACUGGAGGGCUUGUUGGUGGGAUUACAACUGUAUGAUGAAUGAGAGUGGUCCCUCUGCUGACUGAUUCCUUGCUUAAAUUUUGGGGUAAAAGUUAUCACUUGAUCUCAAAAUUGGUAUACAGAAUGCCGUGUGUAAGAUCUGUUGAGUAUGAGGACAGGUGAUCUAUAGUUGCUUUAGUUAUAAAUGAUUGAAUACAUUGCAGUCAAUGUAAUUGCUAUUGUGCUUUGUAAAUUCAUGUAUUUUCAUAUAGAUUUCAUAUAAUCGUUUAUUGGAUGUACUGUACAUGUAUCCGUGAUAUAGAUUUUUAUAUAUUUUAUAAAGGACAUACCGGGUAUUCCUUUUGAUAGUGUUUUGUUGUUUUGAUUCAAUCAAUGGGGCUAUCAUCCAGUCAUGUAAUCUUAGCUAUGUUUGAAAACCACAGCAGUGGUAGCUAUAUGAUGUGUCCUGAUGACAUCUGAUAUGGUUCCAAGAUGCACCAUAAGCUUUAUACUCUGCCCUCACAGAUUAGCUUAGUUCAUAUCCCUUCAAAGGUGAAAGCCACAUUCCGUCUGUAAAUGUUACGAUUGUUUGGCACGAUGGCCGUAGGAAGUCGGAACCAAUUUAAAUCAUUGUAGUAAUUCGUAAGAGGAUCACAUCAAAUCUAAUAACAUAUUAGCUUUUGCUAUGAUACCACUGUUGUCAGUUCAUUUAAUCAAAUGCCAUACAUGUACUUAGUUUUUUCAUGUUUUACAGUUAAUUUUUCGGUGCUGAUUUAUAUCAGUCUUAUACUGUCAUUAUGACUACUUUAUCAAUUUAGGUGGGCUAGUCUUGGCUUUGUUUUUAUGCAACAUAUACAGUUUGCUUAUGUUUAUUUAUUUCAAUGUCAAAAUGUAUCCCCUGAAUCCUAUUGAAGAAUGGACUAGGGCAGUGCAUAGUGCAAUAUCAAAGCCAUGUUUGAGUGAAAGUUUCCGCCAUAGGCUUAUGUGUCUUCUCCUUAUAUAUCUGUAAAACACACUUCUGGUUCAGGUCCAAGUUUUCAAAACAAUGUGAACAAGACAUAGCCACUAUGUAUCUUGUAGUGAGCUAGUGAACUAGUAAACAAAGUUAAUCCAUGCGUUUUGAAGAGCCUGGCUUCGAAUGAGUGUUUGAAUUAGAAAUCCAUGAUAUAGAAUUGUCAUAAUAAUCCAGAUGUUAACCUUCUGCACAACGAAGUUUAGAGAGAGAAUAAAGUCUUU